Molecule: messenger RNA, 816 nt
Organism: Acanthoscelides obtectus
Lineage: Eukaryota; Metazoa; Arthropoda; Insecta; Coleoptera; Chrysomelidae
Source: the annotation of a GenBank genome assembly
AUGGAACUCAACCGAGGACAUUUUCGCGCCAUAAUUUAUUACAACUUUCAGAGACAAUUAUCGCAACAAAAAUGCCUUGCUGAGUUACUGUCUGUUUUCGGCAACAAAGCGCCACAUCAGUCGACAAUUUCCCGUUGGUAUGGAGAAUUCAAACGUGGACGGGUGAGUCUUAGCGAAGAUUCCAGGGUGAGUGUACCAAAAACGGCAGUCACCCAGGAAAACGUCGAUGCUGUGCGCAAAGUCAUCAUUGAAGAUAGACAUGUGACAUAUCGCGAGAUUGAGGCAAGAAUAGUUUCUCGUUGGAUACCCCACCUGUUGACUGAAGAGCAGAAAGCAGCCAGGGUUAAUUGGUGUCAAUUUCGGAAACUCAAAAAAUGUUCGGCUGUUUUUGUGUUCCAAGGUGAAGAAAAGCCAACAAAAGUCAUCCGUUCUCGAAGUGCUUCGAAAGAGAUGGUCGCGACAGUUGUGACAAAAGCGGGUCAUAUUGCAACAAUACUUCUUAAUGAGCAAAGAACUGUCACUGCGGAUUCGUAUACCACCAUUUGUUUGCCAAAAGUCAUCACCGAGCUUCGAAAAAUCAACCCCCAAAGAAGAAUCAUCCUCCACAAAGUCAAUGCAAGCUCGCACACAGCCCAAAAAACAAGGCAGUAUUUAACGGAAGAAAACGUAGAAUUAUUGGGCCAUCCUCCAUAUAGUCCCGAUCUAAGUCCUAACGAUUUCUUUACUUUCCCGAAAAUUAAAAACAGACUGCAAGAAGCAGUUGACGCAUUUAAAAAUGCCGUUUUGGAUCUGCCAGCAAACGAGUGGAAUAAGUGA